UUAUUGUUUGAACCACUAGAGAUAUUCUUUUAUAAAUUUAUAUUGUUUGUUUUCAGAAAUAAUGUUUUAGAGAUUGUAGUAUUGGUGAAAGGUUAAAUAUGUCUCCUUAUCCUCUGGAAAGUCUUCAUCCAGGUGGAAUGAUGAUGGAAACUCAUCAGCAACCCCACCAUCAACCCGGCCAGGUCUCCCUAUCCGUCCUCAUCGAUAUGUUCAUCCAGAGAACCUACCACGAGCUCACUAUCCUGGCGGAGCUCCUCCCCCGGAAGACUGAUAUGGAGCGGAAGGUUGAAAUAUUUAAUUUCGCGAGCAGGACGCGGAUGCUUUUUAUUCGGCUUCUCGCGCUCGUUAAAUGGGCGUCCAGUGCAUCAAAGGUGGACAAAUGCAACAACAUCAUGAUGUUUCUUGAGAAACAAUCCUCUAUAUUCCUUGACACAGCUGACCAGCUGGCUAGGAUGGCGCGUGAAACCCUGGUCCGUGCUACACUUCCUAACUUUCAUCUACCGGCAGCAGCAGAAAUACUUACCACAGGUGGGUACACUAGAUUACCCCGGUGUAUUAAAGAACGUAUAAUUCCUCCGCCUCCAAUCUCCGCCCUGGAGAAACGAUUAACCCUGCUGAAACUGAACCAGGUUAUUGAGUACAGACUCGUCAAUUCAGCUGUACCAUUACAGAUGCGCAAUCUAAAGGUUGCUGAUGGAACUGUAACCUUCACAGUGAAGAAUGAGUUUGAGAGUCGUCUAACCCUCCUCGGAGACGGACCUAACGAGUCCUGGCAUCUUCUCAAUGUUGAGAUGCUGGUUGAAGACCGGGAAACUGGACAGGGGAAAUCCUUAGUUCAUUCUCUCCAGGUUGGAUAUGUUCAGAACCUGCUCCAGUCUAGAUUAGAGUCUAAGGAGACUCCUAAACCUCUGCAUGAUCUUUACAAUGUUCUACACGGGUUGGCCCAGCUUCUCCAACUAGAGGUACUCUACAACCAGACCAUGAGACUCUACGCAGAACGGUUGGGAGAUUAUAUCAGGGUAGAGGAGUAUAUACUAGGGAGAGCGCUAACGGUUUCCUACUGGAGAGAAUUAUCAUCCAAGGAUCCGAACCUGGAUCAGGGACAUAGGCUGUCAGUCCAGGUUGAUCCACAUGAUCCCGCUAAACCGCUCAUCGUUGUUCAUACUCCCUCUCUAACUAAUAAAGAAGCUGAGACAGCGGAGAAAAGUAUCAGAACUGAACAUCUCUCCGUAGAGUCACUCCUUGUACACACCAUAUAUGUGAGAACGCGAGCAAGGUUGACAGAUCUCAAGAACGAGGUUCAGCAAAGAUUAGGUUUGGGAGAUGUAGAGGCGACGUUACAUGGAUCUCCUGCAGUUUUGGCAAUACCAAUUCUUCAACCCUGUCUCAGGGCGGAGCAGUUACUCAUCUCAGUGGAUACUCACACAGGAAUAUUCCUGGCUCAUGUUCCUCAGUAUCCAACCAAUCCUUACUCUCCGCAGAUACAAACCAGUCUUAACGGAGAUAAGGUUCAGCUUGAAGCUCAGGUAUCAGAACUCCGGUAUUGGAUUACCGCCAGAAGAAUUGAAAAGACGCUUCAACAGCUCCCAGCGACUCCAUUCGAACAGCUACCUUUGACCUAUGACCUGAAAACUCAUCCUCUCUCUAAGAUGGGUCGACACAAGAUGUUCGUCCGACUGCACAAACAACCCUCGGCUAUCCUAGUGGUCGAUUACAGUGAGAAACCUGGCAAAGAAUGCGAGAUCCAGUAUAAUUAUUAUUAUCUUCUAACCCGUCCUUGUAGUAUUGAAGACGACCCUGAGGAUGAAACUGUGGUGAAGGAGAUACCUAGAGUUUACAUGAAAGCUCUGGGUAUGAUUGAGUUCAACUCUUUCCUUGUAACUCACGGAAGUACAACUAGGGUUGAUGUACAAGAGCUGAGUGAGAAGAUUAUAGGAAAGAGAAAACCUGGAGGUAAAGUAGAAGCUCCGAUAAAGAGAACCAAGUUCCCGGCAUACUUCCUCUCCGACCUUGCUCACGUUGUAUCGUUUGCUGACGAGAGAAUACCGUUUACCGCACUGGAAGCUCACAUGACCAAUCAUGGAAUUCUUCACUCCGGGAUCAGUGUUGAACCUACAGCUGUAGGUCUUUAUCUCACAAUUAUUAGGUUUCCCAAGGUUCCAAACCUGCCUGAGAAAGAUAGUUUAGAGUUUAUGAAACAGUUGAUAUCCGCCACAGUUCGGAGGAAGGGAUCAGGUUGGAUGCUAGAAUGGGUUUUCCACGGCUCACCCUUUGACUCCAACUUCCAGAAAGAUAGAUAUCCCAUAUAUUCAAACUUCGAGCUUGAAACUGUCGGAGAUUCUGAUAAAACUGUAAAAGGUAUUCUAGCUGAGUGGAGCUCUAUGGUUCAUCUUUAUAUUCUUGCCAAGAAGUUCAAUCGUUAUCUCCAGAUGCGACACAAUGGUCUAAACAGUAGAAUAGUUGUUAAACAGUACAACUAUAAAACAUUAACCCUUGAGUACGGUCCUCAAUGUAUGUAUUCUGUAACAGUAUCCUGGAGAAAGGUGGAGGAGAGGUUUUCGUUGAUCUUUGAUAGCUCCGGACCUUCUCUCUCUGUGAACCCGCACACAUUGAUGAAGAACCAGUACGAGAUCCAACUAAACCAGGAGAAGAAUCUAGCUCUUAUCUGUAAGAUCCUACUGGAGACUCUCAACGCUUGUCGGAGUAUCAGUCGUCUGCCCUCUACUGUAUUCAGGGGGAUGAGUAUGAUACAUAGGAACGCUACCCAUCAAACCUUCUCCGUUCUUCCUCAAUCUACAACCCACGUCAAGAUAUUGUUCUAUGGUAAAUAUUGUGUAGAUCUAUAUAUGAGAGAGGAGGGGUUGGUCUCCGUCCGGGACGGAGCUUACUCCUUGUUUGAUCAAACCAAAGUUCUUGAGGAACUACAACCCAUUCCUGGGUUUAAAGCGUUCCUUUCUAAAUAUGUGGACGAAGCAGCAUUCUCCCGGCGCACCUCACAGACGGAAGACGACAAUCCUCCGUCUCCCCUCGCCAUGGACGACAUGCCUAGAUCCGACGGGAAGUUUACUGCUCCAGGUUCUUCCGGAAACUCAUUAAAUCCUGUUUCUCCGCACUCAACCUUUCUCCAAUCUCCGCCUAGUAAUCUCCGACAACCGAGCCCUGCAGUUCCUUCUCCUGCCAACCCUGCUGGAUCUCCUUACCCUAGUGCUGCGUCUCCGCUCGGUUCUCCAAGAUCUAAACCUUCUCCGAGGUAUGCCGGAGCUUCUCCUAAAUCUGUUGGUCAUAGUGCCAGCUUUCAUCAUGCUCAAACUAGAAUUCUUCCUCCUAGAUUAUGGGCUGCUGCUAUCCCCACUGUUCUAACCACCAAAGCAUUCGACGACAUAUGUCGACCGUCAAACCUAAUGUCAAACAACUUGUCGACAGUGUCGCCUCUACACAGGUUCCUAGGCUGUGUGUUUAUGCGCCGACAGCUGCAGCAUAUAAUUAAGAACGAAGAUUUUCUUACUCUCAUGUCUACUCCUGGAGAACCUAGUGUCAUAGCGUUCAGGGUUGAGUCCCUGGUGUGUAAGGUUUCUAUUAACCAGGAGAAUUCAUUCCAAUCUCUUCAUCUGAAAAUACUGCCAGAUGAUCCGAGUUACUGGCAACCCGAGCAACUACAGAUUCUACAGAAAUUCUUCGAUACAAAGGUUGUAUCUCCUCCCUACCGUCCCAACACUAUAGUCGGGUUCUGCCGCCUACUCCACUGUCCCUCGGAUACUCUCAAGAAUAUCGUCCAGUUAAUGAGGUUUGAGGUCCAACCAGAGCUGGUUACACAGAACAACCUCAAGUGGAGUAUAUCCCUCUGCUUGACAAUACCUCCCCUGGCCCCUAAUAUGUUCCCUGUAGGUCAAGCAGGGAUCAUAGGGAACAAGGAGAAGAUUCUUAUAUUCAUGCAUUUAACACGGGCAAACCUACCUCCGGGGCAGGAGAGUGUAAGUAUUGUAGUUCCUGUAGUUUACAAUAUUACUGUAAACCAGACUAGCCUGGCAUCUCUACAGAAGGAGCUAAACAAUCCUGCUCUACACGCUGUUCAGCAACAUUUAUCCAGAUGGGCAACUGCAAAUAUGGCAGUACCAGGUCGGUGUUCUAUUCUUCCCGCUAUCCAUGAUCUGCUGGUUAACUUGACUCUACCCAACGAACCACCAGGAUUUCCUAUGGGAGGACCUGGAGUACCUGGAGUACCUGGAGGAGCAGGAGCUCCACCAAUGAUGUCAACUUCAAACAGUUUAGGACACAUGCCGCUAUCCUGAUCCAGAUUAUACCACUAGAUUAUCUAGUGUUCCUAGUACUCCAAAUAGUAAUAUUAUACUACGAGAUCUUCUAGUGUUCCUUGUACUGCAGUAGUUUAAUUAUACCACUAGAUUAUCUAGUGUUCCCAGUACUGCAGUAGUACAGUUAUACUGCUAGAUCCUUUAGUGUUCCUAGUACUCCAGUAGUACUAUUAUACUGCUAGAUUAUAAAAUGUUCCUUGUACUGAAGACAGUAUGAUUUUAGUCGAGGCAAUUUAGGGCCCAUUUGAAGCCCUAUUGUUACUUUACAUUACGGAGAAACGGACUAAUUGCAUUAGUUGUAUUUAAAGUACUAUUUGUACUUUAUUCUAGUGUACUUAAUACUAAAUAGUAGUACUGAAUGGAUGUACUGAUAACGGGAAAAAUUAGGAAUUGGAAAUUUUCUUUGUUAACAUUCAUGUUGAAGAAUAUUGACAACUUAAAUUUCUUAUUUUGAACCUGAACUAUUUGUAAAUAUGUAUAUUAUGAUAAGCUCUAUUCUUCAUAUAUUUAUUUGUUUGAUUCUGUGGGUGGAAAUGUUCACUUAAAUAUAUUACAAUUCUAAA
Molecule: messenger RNA, 4873 nt
Organism: Eurytemora carolleeae
Lineage: Eukaryota; Metazoa; Arthropoda; Copepoda; Calanoida; Temoridae
Gene: MED14
Product: mediator of RNA polymerase II transcription subunit 14-like
Exons: 8
Coding region: 99-4289 (1396 amino acids)
Biological process (GO): regulation of transcription by RNA polymerase II
Cellular component (GO): core mediator complex; mediator complex
Molecular function (GO): transcription coregulator activity
Source: RefSeq, a predicted model, not a curated record